AGAAGUUCAGUCAUGGCGGCAUCUAUUGAGAGUUUGUUGGCAGGACUCUCUGGUAUUGAUGAUCCAAUUGAAGAGCUUCAGAGUUUGAAAACAGCUUUAUUGGCGAUACCCGUCAACGCUUUGAGAGACUCAGUGAGCGGACAGCGCUUCAAUGUGAUUUUCACCCUGCUGAACUCAAAUGACAGGGAGCAGGUUGAGCUGUGUGUGGACAUCCUUGAACACAUCUUAAUGGCCCUCAGCCCUGUAUCCCUGGCUCAGAACUACAGAGUGGAGCUGCAGGGGGGUCUGACUCAUCCUAAUGAAGCGGUUAAGAUCCUGGCUUUGACACAGAUUGGCAGAAUGGUGGAGCACCCCGACGCUACCACUGAAAUCCUCAACAACCACGACAUUCUUGAGGCGGUGAUCCGCUGCAUCGGAGAAGAGAAGUUGGCCGUGGCAAAGCAGGCCAUCCAGUCCUUGUCUAAACUGAGUCACUCCAAGCCUGGGUUAGACAAAUUGUUCCACACUGACCUGCUGACUGUUAUGAAGGAUGUGAUGGCCAAAAGUGACACUAUCAGAUACAGAAUAUAUGAGCUGGUGGUGGAAAUCUCGUCUGUGUCUCCCAUUUCCCUCGGUUACUGUGCCAACAGCAGCUUAAUUUCUCAGCUGCUCGGAGAACUGACAGGAGAUGAUAUACUGAUCAGAGCCACAGCCAUUGAGAUGGUGACCACUCUAGCCCACAGUCAGCAUGGCCGGCAGUAUUUGGCCCAGCAGGGUAUAAUGGACAAGAUCUCCAACAUGAUCAGGGGAGCGGAGACUGACCCUCUCUCCUCCCUCUACAUUCCCGGUUUGGUGAAGUUCUUUGGAAACCUGGCCAUUAUGGACAGCCCACAGCAGGUUUGUGAAACCUAUCCGAUCUUCCAGAACAAGGUGUUUGAGAUGGCUUUGGACCCUGACCCUGCGAUGAUCGGCGUGGCUCUGGACACCCUGGGGUUAGUCGGAUAGACUGUGGAGGGAAAGCAGGUCUUUGAGAAAACAGGAGAAAAGUUCAAGGCUGUGUUGACAAGAAUGAGCCAGCUUGCCAGCUCUGGAGCUACAGAGCUCAGAGUGCGCAGUUUGGACGCCAUAUCCCAGCUUCUCACUCUACAGCCAGAGCAGCAGACAGAAGACCUCUUGGCCCUGACAGAGUCCUGGUUCCACCUUUUGUCUAAGCAGCCCAUGGACAUGAUCAGCAACAUCAGCACUCAGCCGUUCCCAGAGCUGCACUGUGGGGCUCUGCGGAUAUUCUCUGCCAUUGCCUCUCAGCCGUGGGGUCAGAAGUUAAUGAUCAACACACCCAGUUUCAUGGAGUUCAUUCUGGAUCGUUCAACGGGUCAGACGAAGGAGGACAAAGAUGCAAAGUUUGAACUGGUGGGGACACUUGUGUGUUCAUCCACAGCAGCAGAGAUACUGGGCAGCCAGCAUUACAUCCGUCUGAAGACGUAUCUCAGAGAGGGACCUUACUAUGUGUCAGCUGUGUCCAUAGUCAGCACAGAGGGAGCUGAGUGAAUCAAAUAAACUCCGAUACACUUGAUGAGUUUCUGGUUAAUGCUUAAGUAAUGGGUAAGUGCCUGAAUAAUCUAACUGUGGGUUAACAUACUCUGCUGUAAUAAACUCAUUCUCUGAUGAACACACAAACGGAUUUAACAAAUCGGUACAUGGUGCUCAGUUGAUUUAAACUUCCUGAAUCUUUCAACAUAAAUUGGCUGGUAAAGGAUGGUUUAAGUAUUUUGCUUCUGUCCGACUCCCUUUUGAGUAGCUUUAUAAACAUAUGGCUUAUUCAUUUGGGCAGACUUUGUUUUUGGUCAUAUUAAGUCACUACAGCUAUAAAUAUACAUACAGUAGGGUGGCAAGUAAAGUAUCGAAAUAUAAGAGUAAAGACACAAAAUCCAUGUACCUUAAAGGGGCACUCCAUUGGUUUAUACAUCAAGUUCAGUUUAUUUAUUUAUUUAUUUAUUAGAGAUAAGGAUUACUACUCAGCCUGUGAAAAAUUUUCUAAUGUCAUCUGGGCUAUCUCAGUUUCAGCCAAAAGGCGAUCUCUGGGGCUAAAAAAAUGAAGCCAUCAGGAAAGUGCCAAAAACUGCAGUUCCUCUUGAGGCUGGCUCCAAAAGGGAGUCAAUCUUGAUAGACCCCUAUUAUAACAUGCCCAACUCAACAGCAAAAAUAAACAUCUUUACAGCUUGGUACAAUAAACAGCUUUGAUCUCUAUAGCUGAUUUCCCCCUCCAUGACAACUGCACAGGGGGUGAAUUCUUAAAUAACGCAUCCAUUUACUUAAUGUUAAAAGAUUCAGGAAGUUUUAAUCACCCCUCGCUCCUCCAAAUAUGGUCAUUUCUGGCUCCAAAAAAUGAUCUGAAAGCCUGUGUUACAAACUGGUUGUUUGGAGUUUGACAGACUUGGUUCUAAUGGAAGAUGCUGUUGAGUUGCAUUAUGGGAAAUGAAGGAUCCAGUGUGUUUGAAGUUUAGUCCAUGUUAAGGACUAGAAAUCAGCUGCUUUGAUUUUCUCAUGUGUUUUUUUUUUUUUGCACUAAAGCAUCAUAAUGCUAUAACUGCACAUGCAGAGCCACCAUUAUAAGAUAAUAGAUCACAUUAUCUCCACAUCAUAUGACAAGAAGUCAGGACGAUCCCCAUGAUAUGUUAACACAUGUUUAGCCACUGAGUCUUUGCCGGCUACUUAAGCAAUAAUUAGAGAGGCUUAAAAGAUUUAAAAAUAUGCAGUCAAAUGUUGACUUAUGCACUAAAAUACACAUCAUUUGCAAAAUCUUUCAAAUCUCAUUAAUCACAAACCCAAAUCUCUCAGACAUUGAUUAAAGUUUUCCAUUUCAAAAAUGUUUAUGUUUGCUAAAUGGGCUUUGUUUUUUGUAAUAAAGAAGAUUCAUUCUGA
Messenger RNA from Epinephelus lanceolatus (giant grouper), 2901 nucleotides. RefSeq names its product proteasome 26S subunit, non-ATPase 5 (gene psmd5). The record is from RefSeq and is a predicted model, not a curated record. Lineage: Eukaryota; Metazoa; Chordata; Actinopteri; Perciformes; Serranidae. Gene Ontology annotation, biological process: proteasome assembly. Gene Ontology annotation, cellular component: cytosol.